Coffea arabica (coffee) is the source of this 1689-nucleotide messenger RNA. The record is from RefSeq and is a predicted model, not a curated record. Lineage: Eukaryota; Viridiplantae; Streptophyta; Magnoliopsida; Gentianales; Rubiaceae.
AGCAAAAGAAAUAAGAGAAAGAUGAAUGAUAAACAGCGAUCUAUUCUCCUCGACAUCUCAUCUCGCUUCUCACCUCCACAAGGUGUGAAGCUAUCAUACGGAACAUCGGGGUUCAGAGCCGACGCAUCAUUGCUAGAAUCAACGGUGUACAGAGUUGGAUUAUUGGCAGCGCUGAGGUCACUCAAAACCAGGGCAGUCAUUGGACUUAUGAUCACCGCAUCACACAAUAAAAUUUCUGAUAAUGGAAUCAAAGUAGCAGACCCCAGUGGUGGAAUGUUGACUCAGGAUUGGGAACCAUUUGCUGAGGCACUUGCCAAUGCACCUGAUAUCUAUACCCUGGUUGAGAUUUUAGAUGAUUUUGUUAAGAAGGAAAAAAUUGCACUUGAUGGAGAAUGGGCAGCAGAGGUUUUCUUGGGAAGAGAUACAAGGCCUAGUGGAGUGUCUCUCCUUGAAGCUGCAAAACAAGGGGUUGCUUCUAUUGUCAAAGCCAAUGCCAAGGACAUGGGAGUUCUAACGACACCACAACUGCAUUGGAUGGUUCGUGCUAGAAACAAGGGCCUGGAAGCAUCUGAGCAUAAUUACUUUGACCAGCUCUCAAGCUCUUUCAGGUGCUUGCUGGAAUUGAUCCCUCAAGGCAGUAGAAUCGUUGGUACUAAUGACAAACUGAUUGUGGAUGGAGCGGAUGGUAUUGGUGGAGAAAAACUUGAAAGUCUGAAAGGGCUGUUAAAUGGCUUGUGUGUAGAAGUUCGUAAUUCUGGUAAUGGUGUACUUAAUGAAGGUGUUGGUGCUGACUAUGUGCAGAAAGAGAAGGUCGUGCCUCGUGGAUUUGGUCCUGCUGAUGUUGGAAUCAGGUGCGCUAGUUUCGAUGGAGAUGCUGAUCGGCUUGUGUAUUUCUUAGUUCAACCAAAUAGUAACAAAAUUGAACUUGUUGACGGUGACAAGAUAAUGGCUUUAUUUGCUUUAUUCCUUGAAGAACAAUUAAGUAUUCUGAACAAGAGUGGAGAUGUUACAGUUAGGCCAAAUCAAACACGUCUCAAGAUUGUGCAGACAGCUUAUGCAAAUGGCGCAUCCACUAGUUACCUAAAGCAAUUGGGCCUAGAAGUUGUGUUCACUCCUACUGGUGUAAAGGUGCUUGACAGAGCAGCAGUUGUCACGGCGAAUGCGGAAACUGUAGUUGUCAAACCCAGUGGAAUUCAAGAAGCCAUUAAUGCUGAAAUUGCCAAAUACCACAAAGGAAGAUGUUUCAUACGGCCUUCUGGAACAGAAGAUGUGGUUAGAGUAUAUGCUGAAGCAAGCACCCAAGAAGCAGCAGAUGGUCUAGCUUAUUCAGUGGCGAAAUUGGCGGAUCAGUUCCUUGGGUCUACCAAUUCUUAGUCAAUUCUGGAUUGUGCCUUUUUCACUAAAUCCAUUCAUACCUUCCCAGGAUCGCUUACUACUCUCUAGAUGUUGGAUACUGGACCUACUUGGCUAUGCAAAUGAGACAUUUAUACACUCGCUAAACAUUUUGGCCGCUUCUUCCCUGCAUUUCUACAUCAGUUUAAACUAGAUUCUUGUAAUUGAGAAAAAUCUGAAGUAUAGCAGCAUUGUACUAGAUUCUGGGUUGGAAGAUGCAGUUUUUCAGCCUCUGCAGUGGAAAGCGGUAUUCUGACUGCCAAAAUAAAUGAUUCUUCAGCUCACGCCUUUCCUUGU